This is a messenger RNA of Sorex fumeus (smoky shrew), 1217 nucleotides long. RefSeq names its product isoaspartyl peptidase/L-asparaginase-like. The record is from RefSeq and is a predicted model, not a curated record. Gene Ontology annotation, molecular function: asparaginase activity. The transcript is spliced from 7 exons. The coding region runs from base 226 to 1188 and encodes 320 amino acids. NCBI's taxonomy places the organism in Eukaryota, Metazoa, Chordata, Mammalia, Eulipotyphla, Soricidae.
UGUGGGUGCCGCGCGUCGGUGCUUUACGGUCCCUCGGUCUUCCGUCCGUGCGCAGGCGCGGAGCCGUUGCCCGCGGCGCCUGCUCGAGCCCAGCGGUUUGCAGCACCGCCGGGUCGCCCAGGGGCUGCGGGGUGCGGGCUGGGACCCCUGCGCGGAGGCUCGGCCCAGCCUCAAGCCCCGCUGUCCACCAGCCGCGGCGUCCUCCCCGCGAGCCCCCCGCCUGCCAUGGCCCUGGCGUCGCCCUGCCUGCCCCGUGCCGGCAGUCCCCUGGUCAUCGUGGUGCACGGCGGCGGGGCCAGCAACAUCUCCAAGGACCGCCGCGAGCGGGUGUGCCAGGGCGUGGUGAGAGCCGCCACCACUGGCUACUGCAUCCUCAAGAACGGCGGGAGCGCCGUGGACGCUGUGGAAGGGGCCGUGGUGGUCCUGGAGAACGACCCCGAGUUCAACGCAGGUUGUGGCUCUGUGUUGAACACAAUUGGUGAUGUUGAAAUGGAUGCGAGCAUCAUGGACGGGAAGGAUCUGUCGGCAGGAGCCGUGUCCGCUGUCCGCUGCAUUGCAAACCCCAUCAAGCUGGCCCGGCUGGUGAUGGAGAAGACAUCUCAUUGCUUUCUGACUGCCCAUGGCGCAGCAAGAUUUGCAGCCUCCAUGGGGAUUCCACAGGUUUCAAGAGAGCACCUGGUGACGGAGAGAAACUUAAGACACCUGGAAAAAGAGAAAAAAGGCCAACAGAAGACAGACUGCGAGAAAAACUUAGGAACCGUGGGCGCUGUUGCCUUGGACAGCAAAGGGAAUGUGGCUUAUGCAACCUCCACGGGGGGCACCAUUAAUAAGAUGAUUGGUCGCGUUGGGGACACACCGUGCAUCGGAUCUGGAGGUUACGCCGACAAUGACAUUGGAGCCAUUUCGACCACGGGUCACGGGGAGAGCAUCCUGAGGGUGAACCUGGCCCGGCUCACCCUUUUCUACGUGGAACAAGGAAAGACCCUGGAAGAGGCUGCAAAGACGGCGUUGGAGUAUAUGAAGUCGAAGCUCAGCGGCUUGGGCGGUGUCAUCCUGGUGAACAAAAAAGGCGACUGGGUGGCCAAGUGGACGUCCACCUCCAUGCCCUGGGCAGCGGCCAAGAAUGGCAAGCUGUACUGCGGCAUCGACCUGGGGGACACCAGAGUCACUGACCUCAAGGUCUCGUGAGGAUGGGCCCCGAGUGGAGGUGGGGGGCC